Messenger RNA from Fulvia fulva, 210 nucleotides. RefSeq lists its product as uncharacterized. The record is from RefSeq and is a predicted model, not a curated record. Gene Ontology annotation, cellular component: endoplasmic reticulum. The transcript is spliced from 3 exons. Lineage: Eukaryota; Fungi; Ascomycota; Dothideomycetes; Mycosphaerellales; Mycosphaerellaceae. The coding region runs from base 1 to 210 and encodes 69 amino acids.
AUGGCCCAAACUCCCCAACAACGGAAAGCCAACGCGGCCUUUGCGAAGAAGCAGGAAGCGAAGAUGGGAAAGCCAGAAUCGAGCUUACCCGUAAAGAAGGAGAAGAAGGAGAAGCCACCGAUUAGUCCCUUCUGGGUUUACACACUCAUCUUCGUCGUUUGCGGUGGCCUGAUAUUCGAACUCCUGAGGAUGAUUGCUGGGUACUUCUAG